Bicyclus anynana (squinting bush brown) is the source of this 2968-nucleotide messenger RNA. RefSeq names its product glutamate receptor ionotropic, kainate 3. Gene Ontology annotation, biological process: synaptic transmission, glutamatergic; modulation of chemical synaptic transmission; monoatomic ion transport. NCBI's taxonomy places the organism in Eukaryota, Metazoa, Arthropoda, Insecta, Lepidoptera, Nymphalidae. Gene Ontology annotation, molecular function: transmitter-gated monoatomic ion channel activity involved in regulation of postsynaptic membrane potential; glutamate-gated receptor activity. Gene Ontology annotation, cellular component: postsynaptic membrane; plasma membrane. Bases 245 to 2947 code for a protein of 900 amino acids. The transcript has 17 exons. The record is from RefSeq and is a predicted model, not a curated record.
UUAUCGGCCGUCGGUCCGAGCUUUGAACGUUUAUUGUGGGAUUAAAAACACCGAUCACUUCAAUUAUUUAUAAUACCAUUAUUAUAUUUAUAAUACCAUUAUUUAUAAUACCAUUAUUUAUAUGAAAUGUAAACCCAUAAAAUGUAAUGGUGACUUUCAUUUAAAAUUGUUGUAGAGUGCAGUUCAUAAAUUGCAGUGCGUCAAGUGUUGUAUUUGAAUCAAAUGCCAUUAGAUUAUAAUUAAAAUGAUUGUGAAAGUGUUGUUUAUAUUAGUGAUGAUAGGUACUUGUGUUGUCUGUAAACCGCGAUUUACUAUUGGAGGCAUAUUUUAUGAAGACGCAGAGGAUCUGAAACAAGCUUUUAAUGUGAGCGCUAAAAUGUUUAAGUUCAAUACACUAGUAGCGGAAGUUCCUAGAACAGGGGAAUUCCUCCAAAUAAGUGGUCACGUCUGCGAGUUUGCCAAGGCGGGCGUGGUUGGCAUUAUAGAUGCCGUGGGCGGAUUGGCAACGGAGCUCAUUCAAGCUUUGUGCGACACGUUGGAGAUACCUCUCAUCACGAUCCAGCAAAAUGACUUUUACUUGAAGGACUGGACGCUCAUUAACUUAUAUCCUAGCCCAGAUGCAUUUAAUAAUUUGCUGACACAGUUAAUAACAACUAAAGGGUGGAAGAAUUUUACUCUUCUGUACGUGAAAGGACACAGUAUGUCAAAUGUACAUAAGCUUUUAGAGAUGAGUACCCAGAGCGACAAUAUGUUCACGGUUACUGUGAGAGAACUUAGUGGAGAUGAUUACAGAGAUGUUUUGACAGAAGCAAAAGACAGCGGCUAUGUUAACUUCGUAGUAGACUGUCCAUCGGCAAACCUGGAACAGAUACUUUGCCAGGCACAACAAGUUAGUCUGAUGUCCGAUGAACAUUCCUACAUAUUUGUUUCACCAGAUUUGUUCACUCUAGAUAUGAGCCGAUAUAGAUACGGUGGAGUCAAUAUGACAGGAUUUAGAUUAGUAGAAUUACAAGACAAUAAUCCACUAUGGGAGUUCACAAGCUCCUACAACGCAGAAGCACCAAAUAUACUACAACCAGAAAAUCUAAAGACAGAAGUGCUUCUCAUAUAUGAUGCAGUUUUGAUGUUAUCUGACGCUUUAACCAAAGUCAAUGUAACGACACAGGAGCUCGACUGUGAAAAGUAUGGCUCAUGGGCUUAUGGUUCGACAUUACUUAACUUUAUGAAAACGAGCAAGGCUGAAGGUUUGACGAAAUCAUUUCAUUUUGAUGGAUUCGGUCAAAGGAAUAACGUGAUGAUCGAUGUAUUAGAACUAACUCCCGCCGGGAACCAAUCCAUAGCAACAUGGUCGGAUAACUCGCUGAAUAUGUCUAGACCAAAAGUAUUGGCCACUGAAAUAGGGGAAGAGACUAUAAUGAAAAACAAAACUUUCAAGGUUCUAAUCUCUAAGACAGCACCAUACGGCUACAUUAGGGAGUCCAUAUUUAAAUUGGAAGGCAACGAUCGUUACGAAGGCUUCACUAUAGACUUGAUCGACAAAUUGUCUGAUUUACUGGGAUUUAACUACGAGUUUGAACUAGAAGACGUUUACGGAAAUCAGCUACCAAACGGUACAUGGACUGGAAUGAUCAGCAAAAUUAGAGAUGAUAAAGCAGAUUUCGCUAUUUGCGAUCUUACCAUCACAACAGAGAGACAGAAGGGAAUCGACUUUUCUACGCCAUUUAUGAGUUUGGGUAUCAGUAUACUCUACAAAGAGCCGAGCAAACAACCUCCUGAAAUGUUUUCCUUUAUGGCAGUGUUUUCUAAGGAGGUUUGGUAUUACAUGGUAUUCGUACAAUUAGCCCUUGGAGUUAUCAUGAUCUUCGUUGGACGUAUUUCGAACAAAGAAUGGCAGAAUCCCGUGCCGUGUGUCGAGCAACCCGAGGAAUUGAAUAACCAGUUCAGUUUUGCCAAUUCUGUAUGGCUUAUCAUAGGUUCCGUCAUGCAACAAGGAUCUGAAAUUGCCCCAAUUGCUCUAGCGCCUCGUAUCAUAACCAGUGUGUGGUGGUUCUUCACCAUGGUCAUGGUUGCCUCUUACGUUGGCACACUGGUUGCCUUUUUGACAGUAGAAAAGGACGUCAUGCCUUUUACAACCGUCGACGAGUUGUACGAACAAAAACAUAUAGCCUACGGAGCUAAGACAACGGGAUCUACCAUUGACUUUUUCAAGUACUCAACAAAUCCGAAAUACAAAGAAAUGCACAAUAAAAUGGUUUCCAAAGGCUGGGUUGUUACGGAUAACGAUAUUGGAGUAGACAAAGCCGAGAAAGGAAACUACGCAUUUUUUAUGGAAUCUACGUCAAUAGAAUAUACUAAAGAGCGACACUGUGAUUUAAUACAAGUAGGCGGACUGCUAGAUUCCAAAAAUUACGGCAUCGGCAUGAAAAAACAGUCACCAUACAAAAGAUACAUUGACAGUGCGCUACUUCUUCUGAAAGAGAGAGGUGAAAUUCAGAAACUCAAAGAAAUUUGGUGGAAAGAGAAGAGAGGUGGUGGUAAAUGUGGGGAAAAACGUGAUGAAGAACAAAAGAAGCUGGGAAUGAGGAAUAUGUUAGGAGCGUUCGUGGUUCUCGGGGUAGGAUGCCUUAUCGGGUUGCUGAUAUCAAUACUAGACAUGCUGUGGGGUGUGUUUAAACGUUCGGUGAAAUAUGGUACAACAUUCAAGUUCGAGUUAAUUGAAGAACUGAAAUUCGCGCUCAAAUUCAGCGGCGACAUAAAGCCAGUAAAACGCCAACCCAAGGAAUUAAGUGUCAUAGAAAAUGAUCUAGACUUAGAGAAGAAGGAUGAGAUCAUGUCGCUCCGGUCUGCGAGGUCUACUGACACUCACAGGACACAUCGGUCUCACGGCUCGAGACACUCGUCUAGAAGCCUGAGUGUAGCGUUCGCUAGACGAAGACAGUAUACUUGAAAUACAAUUUUUUUUAUUUGU